UCUUGGGGGAGUUCGAAGGGUACCAACUGGGCAGCGAGCCCACCGCCCGCCUGCAGAACAACGUCACUUCGAAGCUGGGGAGAAUUAAAGCCUUCCUUGGUUACAUGGCCAGGGGCACCGCGGAGCCAGGGACCUUCCUUUUUCUCAACCAACCAGCCCGAAUCCGAGCGUGGGCCGCCCUGCUAGGUCAGACGCGGAUGGCCGAGCCCACCAGGCAGCACUAUCUGAAGAACGUGGCCCAGUUCCUGGACUACCUAUCGGAAACCCCGCCGGCCGCCUGUCGCCUCUCCAGCACGACUCUGGUUCUGAUUCGACGGGAGGUCAGAGCCCUCUUUCGCGGCAUACGCCGGCGUGUCGUCGUGCACGAGGUACGGACCAAGCAGGCGAAGGAAAGCAGACUGAUCCCCAAGGCCAGCCUAGUGCGCUGUCACCGGACCGCUGGGAGGAAAAUUCCCGCCCUGCUAGAUAGCCUCGAGUCCAACCCAAGCACUAGGCAACAGUGGCGCUUUUAUGGCUUUCUGACUGGUUACCUAACCUCCAUCUCUGGGCACCGCUGUGGAGUCUUCCAGAAUCUCACAAUCCAGGAGGUUGAAGAGGCCUCCAGAAGCCCCGACGAGUCUGCUUAUGUCAUUAACGCAAAGAAUGCACACUCUUCAGAGGAUCGCCGCAAGGUGGCGCAAUUCAUGUGCCAUGACACUUCAACCUCAGAUAAGAGGAUGGGGAGGCAGCGGGCACUGAAAGCCCCCCGCGGAAAGGGCGCAAGAGGACAGAGACUCCCGUCUCUCCCCUGGAGGGAACCAGCAGGAGGAUGCUGCCAUGGCGCCCUGCCAGGGAGAAAAGCCAGGGCGCUCGCCCACUCGAACCAACAGAAGACUCUGAAUCGUCCUGAAUAAAUAUUGUACAACUUAACAGUCAAA
This is a messenger RNA of Danio rerio (zebrafish), 917 nucleotides long. The record is from RefSeq and is a predicted model, not a curated record. Lineage: Eukaryota; Metazoa; Chordata; Actinopteri; Cypriniformes; Danionidae.